Molecule: messenger RNA, 726 nt
Organism: Cladocopium goreaui
Lineage: Eukaryota; Dinophyceae; Suessiales; Symbiodiniaceae
Source: the annotation of a GenBank genome assembly
AUGCAGGCGAGUAACACCGCAGCGGCGCAGUCUGGUAGUACCGCCCGACACAACGUCGACGUCGAGCAGUGUGACAAGAGCUGCCGACACAACUACACGCGGAUAAGGACAAGGCAAAGGAAAGAGCAGGAGCGCGGCAUCUGUGGAAAGGAGACUGCUCAAAGGCAUAGCAAAGCGUUGGGAACAACAACUACAAAAAGAAGACAGCGCAGAGCCAGAGGUCCGUCCUUUGGCCCUACACCCGACCAAACUCGCGCAACAGAGUACUACCAGGCACAGAGCGAAGCUGCUUCUGCAACAACCGGUGGGCACAGCAACUACGCAAAGUUCCUCGCACCUCACGCCAGGUUGAAACGUCCUUUGGAACCACCCCGUUCACAAGGCGAAGGUUCAGUCUACAGCCGGGUGUUGCCCAGGUGUGAAAGGGAACUCCCACUUGUAGCAGCGGAGGUAGCAAAAACACCCAGGAAGUCAGCGAGGCGAAGCUAUCUUUGUUCUGAAGCGAGAGCAGUCAGUGCGACCCUGGGUUCCAAGGCAGAGAAACGUGAAGGAAAGGAGGGCGGAGAUAGUGACGGAGGAGCUGAAGGGUUUGAGCCAAACGUGAGUGCCAGGCUACAACUCGGAAGUCGCGACCCCGGCGUGGUACCAGCACGACACCUCCAGGCGUCCUACGAAGUGAGCUGCGUGAGAGGUAAAGCUCCCUCCCCGUCUGGUAACACCGCGUGA